CUUGUUUUGCUGGAGGACUGCCGUGACAAUAUAUGCUUGAGCAUCGAAUUCCCCGUCGUUUCCCUCUUGGUCUCCAGCCCAUCUGAGUGAUGGCGGCGUUGGGUGAGUUGAUCAAGGUGCUGCGGAGUGAGCAGAACUUCAAAGAGAAGCGGGGCGCCAUCCGUGCCUUCGCAGCGGCAUGUGGCGAGCAGGAGAAUCAGCUGCGGAUCCUCAACACGCCCCACUGGUUCCAGGCGCUGCUGCCGCAGCUCCUAUCACUGGACAUUGAGGCAAAGCGCUAUGGCGCCCUCGCCGUGGCCAACCUCAGCAGCCACAAGCAGACACACGAAGGGCUCCUCAAGCAGGACCUCAUGCCGCAUCUCGUCUCGCUCCUCAUCGACUCAGAGGACCCACACACCACCUCCCACCUGCUGACGGCCCUCGGAAACCUCACGGCCACGCCAGCCUUCUGGCCGAGGUUUUAUGACUUGAAGGUGCUGCAGAUCGCCCUGAGCCGUGUGAUGAGGCCAACCGGCAACGACCCCAGUGUGGCCUCGGCGGCCUUGUUUUUGCUGGCCAACCUGACGUGUGACGGCACGCAGCGGCGGAUGAUGCUCGACGAGUCCAUCCACGAGUACAUCUUCCCCUACAUGACGGCACAUGCCAGCGCCGCCCAACGGCUGCAGGCCCUCACUGUCAUUCGCGGCGUGACGGAAGACGAGAGCGCACAGGAGCUGCUGCCGCAAUAUGGGGUCAUUCCCCUGCUGCUCCAGGCAUUCACACUGGGCACACAGGGCCUGUCGCACAUAGACACACCAUCAGCACAGCAGGGGAAAGAGCCCACAGAGGCCUCUGGGGGUGGUGGGGGCAUGGAUGACGGCCAGUUCAUGCGGACGCUGAUCGAGCUGGUGCUGGGCAUCCUGCACAACCUGUCUCUGCACGCGGCCAACUCGCGGCUUCUGCUGGCGGACGCGCAGAGUAUUGAGCUGCUAGAGGCGGCCGGCCUGUCUGAGGAAGAGGAGUUCACCACGUAUGCCUGCAGCACCAUAGCCAACAUGUGCGAGGACACCGACCUACACACACCCAUCAGCAACAGCCGCCUGCUGCACGUCCUGCGCGAACACUUCUUCACCGAUGACCUCCCCAUCCGAGCACACGUGACGAGGGCGGUGCGCAACCUGUGCAUGACGCCCCGGCUACACCCCAUGAUCCUGCAGCUGCAGCCGGUUGCGUCGCUUCUGAUGAUGGCCGACCUGGGUGACUUGGACGAGAGCGUCCGAGUGAAUGCCCUCAUGAUUGUGGCCGCACUGGCCGCCACACACCCGACCUGUCUGGGCAGAUCGGAACUCGAUGAUCUGGUAAUUAAUUAUUCAACUUGGCAUGUACUGGACGGACGUACACAUCCGAGUGGCCGGCCAGUCAGACAGCUGAGCUAGUGUGUGCAUGUGGGACACACAACAGAUCUGCUAUGUCCUUCUGUGUCGGUUUGUGUGGGUGCGCAGGUGCGUCUGGCCUGUGACGGCUACUGCGAGCCGGGCCAGCCGGAUGACGUCCCCACUGAUGUGCGGCGGUAUGCCAUGAUGGCCUUGGCAAAUGUCUCGUCCGACACAAGCGAGACGACAGACCAGCAGCAGCGGCAGGGGGAUUACUAUUUCCAGGACCGGCCCCUGCUGGCCAAGCUGCUGUCCAAGAUGGACGACACCGAGGGAGUGGACGGCCUGUAUGUCGACUACCUCGCUCAGCUGCUCCACAACUGCUGUUUGGUCGAGUCGGCGCGCACCACGCUGCACCAACUCAGCAUCGAACAACGAUUGCUCAACCCAAAUCUCAUGGACAGGUCAGCAGUGAGAGCAUCCAUCCAUCCAUCCAUCCAUGUGUGUGCAUUCCCCCUCCUUUCUGUGUCUCUUGCUUGUCCUUGGGAUGUCAGGAUGUCAUCUCAGGCGGCAUCCUACACGUCAGACAUUUGUCGGCGGCUGUCUGGUGUUGCCGAGAGCCGUGCUCGCAUCUGCGACAUGCGUCUGUUUUCGACGAUCCACACGUCGUGGCGGGACUACCUGGGCCUUCGUGAGGUGGCCACUCGGCUGGCCCUGCUGUGCUCGACCCUGACCUAUUACGACGACACCAUCCAUGAGUUCGUGCUGCAGAAUGGCGUCUACCUGGUGGCCUUGCUCUACGACAAGGUCCCCACUGACGAGUACAUCCGCGUCUGCUGCCUCCUGACCUUCCUAUACAUUUCCAAGGACCCAGCAGCCCAGCGAGCCAUCGCCGCAGAAGACGGCCUGCCGGUGUUGUUGGAUGCGUGUCGCCAGCCGACCUCCGCACACACAGCCAACCAACAGCUCAUCUCCAACGCACUCAAGACGCUCCUGCCCUUCGCGCAAGCCGAGCAGUACCGGGGGCAGCUCGCAUUGCUCGGGAGCAUUGACGUGUGCUCCUUUUUCCUCUACUCGCCUGAGCUGGAGCUAAGGCAGCUGGGGCUGUACCUGCUGCAGAACCUGCUCGAAGACCCCACCGGCCGGCGCAUCUUUCUGCAGAUCCAUCCGGAGGUCAGACCUGAAGACGACUACAUUCCUGCGCUCGUCAACCUCCUACCUGGCUAUAGUGGCAGCGGCAGUGGCACGGCCGUAGCUGGUGCUGGUGGAGAGGGCGGAGACGACUCGUUUGUGGGCCGUUGUGUGAUCCACUGCCUGGCCUCGCUCACCUUGGAGCACCACUUCCCCACCAAUCACAAGCUGGUGGACCUCCACGUGCCGCACCAUCUCUUCAGCCUAUUCUUCACGCAGCAGAUCGACAAGGACGGCGGCGAGGCCGUCGUUAGGUUCUUUGCCGAAAUCUGCCACAUGCGGGCCGUGCAAGUCUCGCUGCUACGAUCGAUGGACGUCAUCUCCAUCCUGCUGCAGGCUUACCUGUGUAGCUUCCCGCCGCGCAUCUGUGCCAGGGCCGCCUCGGCUUUGCUGGCACUCAGCCGGUCCAAGUCACUGCGGUCCUUCUUUGUGCCGCACAUGAAUUCGAUAUCAGAGUGGGCCCACUUGGCUCUGUCGGGUGGUGGUGGCGGUGGCGAGGGGCAAUCGGACAACAAUGAGGAGACAAUAUCGGUAUCUUUCAGCUCAUUGUUCUGUGAGCUAAGUCUGUCUGGUGACAAGGACUGCAUCGAUGCCCUGCGGGACGUCAGUAUCAUGGACACGCUCAUGCUCUACCUUUCCGCCGCCCUCCAACACACGAAGCAGUCGGGCGUGCACGGGAGCUCGUCUCUCACAUCUUCUCGUGGGAUGGGAGGCACGUACGUUGGAAGAGGUGCCUCGCAUCCACCGCUUGUCGAGCUGCUGUUGCCGUCUGUCACCGCCAUAUGUGCCCUGUGCAUCUCUCCGCUGGUCCGUGAGACCGAAAGAUCUAUGCGGUUCCCUCCGUGUUUCUUUCGCCACAUGUGUCUUGCUACUUGAUUCUGUUCUGAGUCUGUAGGGUGAUGAGUUCCUCAAGGCGCUGCUCUUCCCGCCAACCCGCCUCCAGCUUUUUCUCUCGAUCCUCAACCUCCGGGACAAUGACGUUGACUCGUCCUUCUGUCGCGGCUCGGCCCGCAUCGCAAUCCUGCACCGCACGGCCAAUCCCGAGCUCACAGUGGAUGACCUCAACCUCGCUGAGAUCGCAACCGUCAGCUCCAACCAGGGCCUGAGAGACAGCACAUCGACGACCGACGAUGCGGCUUCCAUGAUCUAUGACCGCCUGGGCCUCGUCCCCUCCUCCAUCUUAUGUCGACAGGUCUUUCAGACGCUGUGUGUUGGACUCAGCAGCGAAGCCGUCAGGAUGCCGCUGUUAUCGCAGCUCAAGGUGGUGUCUCUUCUGCCCUUCUGUGCGACAGCAUGCUCGUCCCCCGACUCGCAGCUCACUCUGUUUGCCUUUGCCUUUAUCGCACUCCUGUCGAUGGAUGGCGCCAGCCGUGCAGCCCUAACGUCGACGGCCGGCCUCAUGAAUGAUUUGCUCAGCUACUGCCGUCGUUUCGACACCCACUUCCACCCCCAGCAGCUCUUCAGGCGAUACGCUGCUGUCGCCGAGGAGCACAAAGGCCGCUCGAGGAAGUACAAGGGCGGCGCAGCCGACGAUAUGCCGACGUCCCUUGCAGCCACCAGCACGACCUCCUUGUACUCGCCUGAGAUGCUGGGCUUCCACAAGUACGUCAUCGGUCUCUACACCGCGGGCAACCUUGCGGAGGACCUGCUUUUCCGUUACCCAGUGGACGGCAGCAGGAUCCGACCCGUCGCGAGGAAGGGGCUGGGCGUCCGCAGUGAGAAGGGCGGCAAGGACGAAGAUUUUGAUGAGCCUUUGCAUUGGCGGCUCUACAAAGAAAAGCUCAAGGCUAAGGAACGAGGCGCCGUGAAAUUAGCCAUUGAGAUUGAGGAAGACCAGGAGGACCACGAUUUGGAUGAAGACAGUGCACAGCUGGGACAGUCAGACGACUCGCUCCUGAAAGAGCAACUGGUACGUACAGUCGGUACGCAGACAGUGAAGGCGUGAGUGACUGGUAGAUAGAAAGACUGAGAUCGCUUGUCUGUCGUCUGUCUCUUUGUUUGCCUCCAUUUCAGAGGCAGACGGGCGGGUCAGACCCCGCAAUGGGUUCGGACGAGCAUGACUUCGGCGUCACGCGAUCUGUGGUGAGCGGCGGCGAUGUCUCACAACUGACCGAAACGACACUGCUCCGCGCCACCCUUAAAGCUGGCCUUGACAAGACUGGCGGGUCCACAUCGUCGCAAUACAAGGACCCGACGAGCCCUGGUACACACAGCCAAACGGAGCGCAGCAUACGCCGCCUCGAUGUAUCCUCUGUUCGUGUCCGUCAGGUCUGACGAAGAGCAGCACCAACUACAUCGCUCAACUUCUCCUCCAGUCACUCACGCGGCUCGACUUUGGUCUUCUCUUGACAACGGUAGAAAAGAAAAGGCAUGAGAUCGCCAAUGCAGCCAAGACGGGCACCCCGAAGGGACUGAGGAAAGGGCUGUUCUACCUGAGGGAGGAAGAGGAGGACGUCCCUGACAUCGGACACCUCCUGAAUGCCAUGCAUGAGUUCGUGGCGACCAUCCAUCUGGUCAUUGUGCACAACUCCUUGAUCAACCCAUCGUCGCCAGAAGCGAUGAUCGCAGGUAUGCUCUAUCGAGAUGUGACGUCAUGUAUGUAUGGGAGACAUGCACUUUUCUCUUUGUCGCUGCUGCGAUGGUCAGGUGCCGCAGCCGCACCGGCGAGUCUGUCCGGCGGUUUUUCCUCCUUGGACAAGUCCAAAGAUCUGUCCGUCUCUUCCGGGCCGAAAUCCGUGAAAUCUCUGCACGACCUGCACAUUCCUGAGCCCUUGAGGGCACUGGACGUCAAAAAGCUGCGCAAGAAAGUCGAGGAGAUGAUAUCGGUGAGAGGGAAUGAAUGCGAAUCCAGCAAACCAGCCUUGUAGCCAGCAUGGCAUAUGACGUGCCAUGCCGUGCACCGCCCCCGCAGGUUGUGUGUCGGUGCCUGGAGUAUGGCAUUGGUCUGGACAUCACCCGGUGCAUCAUCGAAGCUCUCAACCGCCUCACGUUCUUCCUGCCCUCAGUCGUCCGGCCGGGGCUGCAUGGAUCCGUCCUGGCUCUUCUGCGGACGAGACAUGCCUUUCUGAAUCCCGCAUCCAUCUGCUCGCUCUUGGCCAACGCAUGUGCAGACACUGACGAUCGACUGGAGAAGCUCGCCGAGGUGAGGCAACCGGGCUGCACUGCACUGCCAGGUCGUGUGUCAAGAUGUAUGUGCAUACAUGUCUGACGCAAGCAAAGGUGUGCGAUUGAUGCAUGAAUGUGUGCUGACUGACAGGCGGACACAGACUUUCUGCGUUCGUUCAUCUUGUGCGACAACAGCAGUGCACGAAGGUACCUGCUUGGUGCGGUUGCCAACUGGAGCACAAGAGACAACCUUCGCCAUGCAGUCAUUAGAGCGGGGGGCCUGGACGCAUGCCGCCCGGCAGGUGGGCGCAAUGCAAUCACACGAGAAGGGUCAUUUAUGCAUUCCUCAACGUGUUUCGCAUUUACUCUUCCUGCAGAGUCACGGGAUGCUUUGAUAUCGAAUUUUGCCGAGGCUUUGGAGAAAGUGCGCAUAUUGGCCAACCUUGGGAGGACCAAGAGCAUCGAGGUCUAUCAGGACAUGACCAAGGAAGCGGUCGUGGCCUUUCUCGGAGAGGUCUUCCAGGUGUCGUACGCAGCUCUGCUCCACAAGCACGAGGCGGGUGUGCGGCUGCGACUGGCAGAGCAAUCGCGACAGUAUGCCGACGACUCUCGCCCGCCGACAGAACGGGAUGGAGGAGAUGCCAGCCCAAAGAGCCCCAAGAAUGUGGACGAGGCAGCAGACGUCGAGACUGAACAUGACUUCAGGUCCGUCGCACCCCAGUCUUCGCCUCCCCGGUAUGCAGAAGCCCUCCAUCUGUCGCUCGCGUGCCUUCACAAUCUGCUGAGGGUGCGUGAGGUUCACGAAGCCAUACUGAAGCAUCCCAGUGUGGUCGACACCCUUUUGGCACUGGCUGAGGGCCCUCUGCCGCUCACUCCCUCGACGCUGCGUCUCGUCUUUGCUUCUCUCGUCGCCCUGUGCUACCACCAAAACCUGGCCGGCAGGGUCUUUGCGGCCAUGUCGACGUCAUAUGGGGCGACCACUCGGGUUGAUUUCGAGCUGGAAAGGCUGCUGAUUCUCGCGGCCAACAUGCAUUAUCUGGGCACCGACGUCGAUCACAUCAAGGCGGAUAAGAGCCUAUUCAUGACACUGAGCAAGUACGAAGCAGCGAGCAGCCUGUCGAGGUCUCCCUCUUUACCUGUGUGUCUUGUGCGCGUCAGUUUGUCAGUCGGCCAGCAAAACCUGACGGUGAAGCGGACGAUUGCCCAGAUCCUUCAUCGCAUCUCGAUGGCGCCGGUCAGUGUACGGAAGGAGUUCUUGACGCGGGACUCGCUGCUCGUCUUGCGCAGCCUCUUCGCCGCCAAAGGACUCUUUGAGGUCCAGGUACUCACUCCAAUACAUGCACUCUCGCCGUCACGAGCCUGACGGACAUUGGCCUUCCAUUGAAUCUGCCAGAUCCGUGCUUUCGAGGCGGCGUAUUUUCUGACAGUAGGUGCUCUUGACGUUCAACUGUGGAGCGACAUGGAUGUGCUGCCUCACAUGUUCUUCGGCGCCUUGCACUUUAGCAAAGAAGCGGCAACCACCUCCACAGCUCACGAUGCUGUGUAAGCCCACCGCCUCAAGCCAGCCUGUCGCGUCCGUCACAAGAAGUCAUUUUGUGCAGGGUCGAUGACGACAGGCGUCCAGGUGAGGGCGACAGCGACGAAGAUGAUAAUGAUUCGGAGGAGAUGUCUGCCGAGGACAUGGAGGAGGUGAAGAAUUUGCAGAAGGAGGCCCUGUGGGAGGUCUUCUUCCGCACCGCUGCCUUCGUCGCCAAGGAGGAGCCGCUCGUCAUCCAGCUGUCCAAACUCAGCAGCCUCGAUCACAUCUUGCUUGGACUCUUCGACGGAGGCGAAUUUGUGGACCUUUUCAAUGCCGGGACGCACUGCAUGUGCAGCUUUCUCAACAGCUCGGCGGCUCACAUCUUCUGGGCCAGGUGGUGUUCCAGCGGUCUCCUACAAAAGCUCAAACAGGAGGUGCAGAGGAGGCUCGAGGAUGAAGAGGAGCAAGGAUCACCUGAGCAGCCCGACGACACAGAAGACGAGGAAGGAUAUGAUCGCAGAGGGUCGGUUAUUUCACACCCAGCGUCCCUGGCUCCGUCCGUGGUGUCAUCGUUGGCCAACAAGAGUCCGGCACCGAGAGGCCCCCAACCGAAGCCCGCCUUCCACCCCAUCCAUGGGCACCGUGCCUCGGUUGAAAAGCGGACCCACUUCGCCCUCCCAGAUGAGAACAAGAACGAGGAAGAGUCGGCUGAGAGAGCCAGGGCCGGAAUGCGCAAAAGACGGGUGGGUGGGAGCGGCGGUCAGUUGCCACCGUAUCGGCACUUGCACGUGCGGUGUUGCGUGUCUUGUCAGAUGUCUCGCUACGACACGCGGCUGACAAUGAUCUCUGAAUCUGAAGACGGCGAAGAUCAGGAGGAGAAGCUCGACAAGAGCAGCGCAACCAUCAGCAGGGCCGGCACCUUCAAAUCAAUGAAGUCGAUGGGCAGGAGCACCACCAAGUCGUUGGGGCUUACAUUGUCCAGCAUUCGGCGGGAGGCGACAAAGGGCGACCUUCCCGGAAAGAGAAAGUCGUCGCUAAGCAUCACCUCAGUCAUGUCGUACGUGUCACUGAGUCCCACGAAGAGAAUGAAGAGGGGCGCCAUGCAACGAUCAACUACCACGCCGCUCGGAUUGAGCCUCGUGGCUCCGCCCACUCCGCACGAGGACUCUUUCCUGCGUCUCCUGCUUUUCGCCAGCGAGGACCCUGCCAGCGUCACAUUUGUCUUGGAGGACGUCUUCAUCGACUACCUCAAGUCGCAACUGAUGCAGUAAGUAAGCGACAAACAAAUGCGUUGAUGCAUGGCGGAAAUGCUUGCUUCAGGCUGUCGAGGUUCUACGACACCAAUCGCAGAAGGGAACGUCGCCCAGUGGCCCUCAGCAUUGCCUACCGGCGCGAGGACUCAUCAACGUCCGAAGACUCGCAAGACGAAGAUUUUGCAAAAGCAGCUGUCUCAUUCAAGCUCAUCGCAAGGUCCCGUCCUCUCUCAUGAAAGACAUACACACACUCAGUACACGUUUGUUUCUGCCGUAUUGUGUAUUGUGCAGGGUCAUCAUGAACUUGUCGACCGAUCCGCGCAACAUCCCUUUGAUGGGCAUGAUGGGCGUCAUCGAUGCGAUUGGGUCGGUCGUGGCAGCCCCCGGUGGAGCGUCCGUGCGCGUACACGCUUUGGCACUUCUCGUCAUCCUCUCGGCGAGCACUGAGCUUGCACCGAGACUCAUCAACUGCCAGCCCCUCGUGCGCCAGCUGUCUCUCUUUCGAGUAAGAAAACAAGAUGAAGCUUGGAUCGCACGAGACGCCUGUCCCGUACUUUUCUGUUCGGUGUGGUGUGGUGUGCAGGGCACUCAGGCGAGUGACUUCAACCUUCCCCCUCGUGAUGCCAAGCGCCUGAAGCUUUGUCUUGCAGCGCUCCACGAUCGCCUUGCCAAGUCACCGCAGAGCAGACCCCCGGUCAUCGACUGGUUUGGCGUGGCGGUCAUCAGACUGGCGCUGCAGGCGGACUUGCCGGACUGCACCCUGGUCUGUUUGAGGAACGUCUGCCAGAUUUCGAAUGACUCUGAAGCAAUCCUCGAGGUAUGCGAUCUGUGAAGGCCUUUCUGAAAGCCUCAACUUGCUUGUGUUCUUUCUCAGAAAGGGUUCGAGGCGCCAGCCUUCUGGCCCUUCCUGUUGGCUCUGUGCAAGCUGAUGCGGACACGUGUCGACGAUCCAGCGACGCCCCUGGCCUUGGUGGAUGCACUGCGACUUGCUAAUGCGCUUGAGGAAAUGGUCUCUCAGCUGACAGCGCAUAAGCUCUUGCUCAACCACAUCGCGAUGCGGAUCCUUACAAAGGUAAAGUGGGACAAGAGCUGCGCUUAAGGGUGUUCCUUCCACAUGCGCUCUUCCCGCCUUGACAGGGAGUGAGCAAGAUCAGCAUCAUCCGGACGAACCUGCAGCCUUGGAUCAAUUUGCAGUCCCUCAUCGACCGGAUCGAGGGAGUGCUGCCGGGCGAGACAUCUGAUCCUUCGCGUCACUCCCUUGUCAUCUACCAUGAGAGCGCUAUCGGUGCUGUCAUGGGAUAUCACCUGACCCACAGAGCCGUCAGCGAGGUCGCCAUGGGUCUUCAGCUCUUCGUCUCCUUUCUCUUCCAAUCUCACAUUACAGCGACAAUCGCACGCGGCACUGCUGAGGACUUGCCCAAGUCUGCAUUGCACGACGAGGUAUGCGCGCCGACACUGCUAACAAGCUAGCCUUCGUAAGUGUCGGUGUUGAUUGCCCUGCCGACAGGUCAACAUAUCCCACACUGGCCGGCUUGUUGAACUGUUGGCACGGCACCUCUUCCCUUCCUUAUUCGUCGAGAGGGCGUCAGGUGAAGCAGACGGGCAACAACGAGCCGACGCCCCAUCGCCAAGACUGAGCCCCUUCGACAUCCUCGAGAAGGGCAGCGGAGAAAGCUCUCCUGCGUCUCCAGGGUCGUCGACCUCUCCAAUGAUGGCAGCCACACGGCUGGACUUGGCCGUCAAGGCGUCGUGUAACCAUGCGAUGGUCAGCCACCUGUUAGUGGCAGUGACCCGGUUCAUCCGAUCCAUGACCGCCUUUCCCGCCAAAACUUCGCCUUUCAACAAGCUCGUGGCCUCAUGGAGAUUUCGCUGCCUCGUCAAGGGCUGCUUGCUGGCCGCACUCCAGCUGCUCUUUGAAGUAAGCAAAGGUUCGCUUUUCUGUGUGCCUCACAUUGCAGGGGUGUCGUCUUGGUGGUGCAGAGCUAUGACGCAAGGAAGAGCAAGGGAUUCCGCGCAAAGGAGGCCGCCCUGUUGCGGUCCAUCCUGGACGGCGCCCCGGCAGCUGAAGCGCCAACCGAGAAGGACAGACGGAAAUCUUCCUUGCGACGCAUCGCUGACGUCGGCCUCGGCCUGCACAUUAUCUUUGAGAACCUACUGGCGUCGAUGACGUACUUUAUCCUCAGCAAUGACAAGUACUACUACAUGAAAGCAACGCCAGUCGAGCGGACCGAGCCGUCAGGGCUGCUUUCUCCUGACACGUCGCCAGUCCAACGAGAUCAGCGCAGAGCAACUGCUCGCCUGAGCAACUUCGUGCACAGGAUGGGAAUGCCGCUUCUCGCCUUGUGGGUCGGAAUGAAGACGGAAGGCGAGGAUGAUGAGCUUCUGUCCUGGGUGGAGGGCGUGGAAGCGCACCAGUGGCUUCCCAAGAUCGUCGAGCUCCUUAUGCAUGACAGCGAAGGCCGGUUUGACAGAAGCAACAUCCCGAACGCGAGUGGUCUUCUCGGCGAGGCAGUGCGCUUCCUGAGCGCGACAUCGGCUGUCUAUCUGCACCUCCCUCCCGACAAGGUGCCGCAGCAGUGCGUGGUCAGGUGCGCACCCAUGGCUAAGAGACCAACCAAAUCACAUCUUGCUGUGUGUGUCUCGCAGGCAACUAUCUUUGCGAGAGGUGUCGGGACGGAUGUUUAUCGCCACCAUCCUCUCAGAGAUGUCGCUGUCCGCCGAGCCAUACGCUGUUGAGACGGUAGGUGCCAAAAACUGUUGCAAAUAGAGAUCGACACCGAUGGCGUCCACCUGUUUGUACAGGUGCGGACGGCCUCGGAGCUUGUGGGGGCGCUUGUGCACUAUCAGGAAGCUGCUCUGCAGCACGAUCAAGACAGCUGCCGCCUGUUGACGACACUGCAGAAGAGCCUGUAUGGCGGCGUCGCGUCGAGUGCGAAACUGGUAGAGGAACAGGGCAUCAGCCAUCGGCAGGCAGGCAGCAUCGUGCUGUCCUCGAUGCGAAGCCUGGCUCAGCUUGCACGGCUGUAUCACUUCUUCCCGAACUUCUCAAGGUCAGAGAGCAUAUGUAUCGGUGUUCAUGCUUGUCACACAUGAUUGACUCCCUUGCUUGACCAGGCGCGUGCUCCAGCGAGGAAUCUCAGCUGUCACCAGCACCAUCCUCUCCAACAAGGUCAGCUCUGACGCAAUAAAGAGCGAUUGUCCUGCUUGGUGGAAAGCCACAUAUUCGGAAGGACCUUGAUGUCCCCUCAACUAGGCACUCGGCGAGUGCCCAUACGAGAGCCUCGAGGUGGUCAGCGCGUCACAACAGCUUUUCACCAAUCUCGCGCAGACGGCUCUCAGCCGGAUCAGGGAGGAGGCCGGCAGGAAUGCAAAGGCAGUGCCAUGGCAGCUGCUGGGCGACGAGACCGUUCAGCUCUCAGACCUCCUCAACUGUGGCAGCAUGACUGUCGGCCGCGCCUUUGCCGUCUCGGACCUGCACGCCGAGUACGUCGUCAAGAAAUGGGGCAUUGGCAGUGCAUUUCUUCAACUCGUCGAGAGCGUCAUCUCGGCUGUUGACGUUUCGGCUGAGAGCACUGAAGACGAGAGCGCCCUCAAGUCUUUCAGCGUGAAUCAAGACUUCUGGUCCCAAGUGGACUGUCGGGCAUUCGAAAGCUCCCUCGUGGCCGUCCACAAGGUAUCGGAUUGACUGAUGCCGCCUUUGCUGACACCGUCACUUUGUCUUCCCGCUGCGUGCAGAUUGAAGUGGCGGCGAGUGGGCUGCUGUUUUGCGAGAGAACAGCCUUGAUUCUCUUUCAUCUCAUCCGAACCAGCUUUCCCUUCAAGCGGCGAUACUUUCCUGACAUGUUCGUCACGGGCAGCACGGCAAGAGUCGCACCAAAGGGCAUCCGGCCCGACGAUCGAAGGGGCGAAACAGUGGAGAGCGAAGCCACAAGGUAUCAAAGGAGAGACUGAACACCCAACACACCACCAUCACCAUUCUCUUACUGUCUCAGCAAGGUGCUGUCUUCGUGCUGCGCGAUCUUGUCCACUGCUUCGGCAGCUGCCACAAUGGAGCAGGACCAACCAAAGGGCAUUGGAAGGUAUCGAUGGGUCGAGACACAGCAAAUCUGUGUGCCCGUGCCAUGAAGGUGUGCGUCGUACGCUUGUCUUGCAGGGACGUUUCGACAGGGAAGUUGAUGGGGACUGAUAUGCGAGAUUCCCUCCAGAGCAUCAUCAGUCUGUCUGACCACCAUCACGAGGCCGCGAUCUGGCAGCUGAGGAGCCUCGCCGUCCAGAGCAGGGCGCUGGAUACCACUGACCAGCUGCCGUACUUGGACAGAACCAUCGACCUGCUGCUCAAAGCGCUUGAGACGAAGGGGCUGUCGAGAUACGCCAUUGUCAUACUUCACAACUUCGCAGUCCGCUACCCAGCGACCUUUCUCUUCAAGGAGGGAACGAUCCGAUCCAUCUGUCACUUCUACGAAAGGAUGGCCAGAGCGCUCCGCGGAGGAUGGGAAGAGCGACUGUGUCAGCGGCUUGCUUUAUCCACUAUCCGCCUGCUUUAUCUUUAUUGGGCCGAGUCCCCAACAACACUUGUGACGGAGGAGACAUCAUUGAUGGACGUCCUCAAGGACCGACAGGAGCAGCAGCGAAGCCCCUUCGUCUCCGAUUGGUCGUACGUUCUCGACUUGACGGCCCAGGGCGGCAGCAAACCCAUGGCUCUUCACACAGGUGAUGCAUCGGUCUUUGUGUCAGUAUUUUGGGCCGUCUGUCGACGAUCCGAGGAGGCUUUUGUCAGCGCGCUGGUCAGCCACAACGGAUGCUUGAAUUUCCUGUGGAGGUGUCUCAUUCAAGCGGAGGGUCUCGGUGCGGACAUCGUUGGCCGGAUGAGGCGUGGAUCCUCAGGAACGCGAAUAGUGUCGGAUCACCAGCUCCCAUAUGAUGUCGAUAUUGACAUGCUCGACUCAAGAGCGGCGAAACCAAUACCGCCGGAACAAGACCGUGCAGUCGAAUCUCAACAUCUUACGAAAAAGCGACAUGAGAAGGCUGCCGAGUAUUGUUUCGUGGCUGCAGCCAAUGCUCUCUGCCUCAUCUUUUCCCACCGUCCGCAUCGCCACUCGUCGUCAGAACUCGAUACCCUUGUCACUCAAGAGGCCACCUCUUUGCACACGAGGUGUUUCCAGGAAUUCUUGAGUUCCCUGUCUCAGCGGCUUGAGGCCAACAACAGAGUCGAGAGACUCUUGUCAGAGAGAGUAAUUCAGGCCGCCGGUCAAAUCCUGUCGUCGGCGAUGAGGCAGCUUUCUGGCGGUGGCCAAGCUAAAGUCAACGACACGAUUGCAUCGAUUGUUCCCGGGCUGACCACUUCCCGCACACCUUCCAUCAGGUGGAACAAAGGCAUACGGUUUGCACACCUGAUAUGUCCUGACCCAUCGAUCUCUCUCCUUCCGUGUAGGGCCCUUGGGGUGGGUCUGGCAUAUCGGAGUGGAUUCUGGAAGUCGCUUACAGUUGCCCAGGAGCUGCUCAAGCAGGAGCAGUUCAAAGAGCAGCCUGAGAUCGCAGCGCGGCUGCUUGCACAGCUCCUGACCACCACUAAUGUGAGCAAACAGGGGGAAGAAAGACUGCAUUGCCUCGUCCACAGUCUGACAGAGGGGUUGCGUCUUGCCUACUCUACUGAAUCUCAGGACACGCUAAAGCCGUACCAUCAGACACAGGCGCUUCGGGCUUUGUGCACCCUCCUCAAGAUGAGGAAGCUGAGCAGAGACACUGUCGAGGAGGUCGCCAAGUGUAAUCCCGUCCUAGCUGGCUCUUCUCAUCUUCUCCGCCUUCUCCUCGACGAAGAGCGGCUCCUCUUUGCCGACUAUGUCGGUGCACUGGGCGACGUGCUGCACAUUUCCACUGUGGUCGGCCGUACGGUGGCCUCGCUCCUGAGCUUUGCGUUGAAGAGGGAUGAUGCACUCAGAGACACAGGGGUGUGGGCGUCAGCCGACGUCCUCGAGGUAUGCGUGAGGACCGCCGUGAAGCUGAUGCCCUUCCAGCCCGCAAAGGCGAUGAGACUCCUUGUUCUUUUGUUCGCUUCGCCACAUUGCGGCAGCUACGCCAGGCAGGUUGCGCUCGUCGCUGGCGUUGCUUCAGACGCGUGCUCGUCCUUAGAGAGGUCACUGAAGGCUCAGACGGAGCUGAGACGUGCGAAGACUGAGAGCGCAUCCUCCCUGUCUCUGUCUGUAUGGGGGGACGCAAGCGAAGAGAACAGGGAUUGGGCGGCAGAGAUAAGGUGGAGCCUUGCUUUGUCGCUCCUGCUGUAUUAUGGGGCUGACGAAGACAGUAAGCUUGAAAAUGAAGUGGCUUCAAUCGCUGAAAGAGACGUUGACGCUGAGGAUUUUGGUACUUUGAGGAGAUUAAGGCUGAAGGUCGAUGAGGUCACCGAAGACUCGCUGUUGAGAGAACAUGAUGAGAGGCUGAUGGAGCUGCUCGUGGGACAUGUAGAGCUGAUGACGUCACGCCACUGCGAUGAGGGACUCUUGUGGGAAUGCAGCGCCACUGCGGGACUGGUCGCAGCUAUGGCAUCGAAGGGUGGAUCAGCUGAAGCCACUGCUGUGCCGGUCUUGACGAACACGCUGCUGGCAGUCAUGAUGAGUCAGCAGACUGAAGAUGUUAUGGUUAUUGGGGCCAUUGCGCUGAGCAGUGUAGUGCACUUGUCCCUAAAGGCUGUGUCAAUGCCGAUGUAUCACCCGAAACUGUUAGAAGGCUACAAAGACGGACCCUCCCCACUGCGCCAGGCAAGGAGGCAAUAGGAUACACACAUGUCGGCCUGUUGGCCAGACCCUUGGCACGGAAUUCUCUCAGGCCAUAAUCCAGCUUUCGGGUUUGGGGGAUGGCUGCUUCCCAUUGGAAAUGGAGUAUCCAUCGGUUGGACUGCAGUGCAGCCUCAACCUGCUCUUCGGCCUGAUGACGUCCAGAGAGGCAGUCGCAGAUAUCCAGAGCUCCGACACCGAGCUAUUAACAUGGCUCCAAGAUGCGCAGCCGGCCGGCAUCGAGAAGAACGAAGAAUCCGUGGAGCUCGACAGUGAACGAAUACAGAAGAGGAGUCGCCUGUUGGGUCUGCAGUGGCUCCAGAUUGUUGUUGCCGUCUGUUAUUUCGCGCGGCAGAAGAUCGUGCACCAUCAUCUGAUGCUCGUCAAUCGCGCCUGUGGUGAGCGAAGUCGAUUGACGGGUGUAUCCCAUCCCACGCCAUCUCAUGUAUCUCGUGCAUGUCUCACUCAGAAGUAGCGACCAACAUCACCGUGGUGAACACGCCUGAGGGCGGCAGCAGCGACGAGAAUGGCUGUGGUGCUAUCCUCCUUGUGUCGUUGGAGUGUCUCAGCCUGCUCCUGUGGUCUCUGUACCCCUCGGUCAACCUGCCCUCAUUCCAGCCCAUCAAGGCAGUGUACCGCCACCUGGCCCUGCUCACCGCCGGAGCGGCAGUCUCAGUUGCAGCUCGGCGAGUCGCCAUUGACGCACUCUGCGCAUGCCUCGAGUACGAGAGGGCGGACGCUUUCGCCGAGGCAGUCGACACUUCCGCAGGCCAAGACACACGGGGGCUUCGGUGGACGGUGGUGCUGCCGUUCCUGGCCGAUGCUGCGGCCACGCUGUCAAAGCACUCCGAUAAGGGGCUGUCGCUCAGUGCUAUGCGACUUGCCGUGACGACAAUUGGCAUGGCUGCUCGAGGAGACCCAGGAGACGACAACACAAGCGGGACAGCCUACUCUUUGUUGCUGCGAAGGCUGGUUCCAGUCCUGCUGGAGAUAAUGGAGGCCCCGUCCUCACCAAGCGACAGUGUUAUUGGCGCAUGCGAGGCUUUCGUCGAUGUGACCAAGCCUCGCAGCCCCGAGUACCGUGCUGACCCGGCCGUCCUCUCGUGUCUCCUUCAACAGCCCACACUGGGCGCUUUCUUGUCCCUGCCACUUGACGCUGGUCUCGGUGGUCGAGUCGAGUCAUGCUGCGGCGAGUGGCUGGAGCUGUACGGUGUGCCGCGGAGGAAGCUGGAAGGGAUUGUGGUAGCCUGUCAGAAGUCGCCUUUGCUGGCUUUGCUCCGGCUGACCCGGGAGAGCUCCUCGAGACACCUUGCUGAGGACAUGGGGUGGGUGUUCCUGGGCAUGCUGCAGGCCGCCGAUAUGCCGCAGGACAUGGGCACUGAGUCGUCGGCAUCAGAUAUCUUUCGCCUACUGCUGGAGAUCGUGCCUGCAGCCUCGCCACUUGCCUUCCAGCUGGCAUUGGCUCUGAGGGACAUGCUCGACAGGGGACACAAAGACGUCCUGGCGCGUUUUGUGGCAGUUGGCCCCACAGCAGCACAGUGGCUGGAUGACGUGCUACGUCUGACUAAGAAGGAUAGUGGUGCGCGGAGGACAGGGGAGGCAUCCCUACUGCUUCUGAAGCUCAUCUACACUUUGGCGUUUUUCUUCCCCACGAUGAGAGAUAUCCUCGCGCAGCAUCCCUCCUUGCACGACACCCUGGCUCUGGUGCUGCAGGACAUCAAGGACAUCACUAACGAUCAGAAUGGCAUCCGUGGGGGGUGUCUUGUGCUCAUGGCGCGGCUUCUCGCCAUGCUGUGCCAACCCUCUGUCGCAUCGGACAGUGGACAAGACGAUACAUCGACUAAGGUACGCCAGAGGCGGCAUAGUGUGCGACGUGACUGUCAUGUGUGUCUCCAUCCAUCCAGGGUAUGGUGUCCCUUCUGGUCACGGCACUCGGGCUCGACCGACCAGGCGAUCGAGCUGGUGAUGAUGGGGCAUCUGUGCUUUGCGAGAAGGUGACCGUUACAGCUCUCGCACAGCAGAUGAGAGAGAACCACACAGCAAGACAUGCACUCGUGAAGGCCCCCUUCAUGAAGAUGCUCCCCAACAUGCUGCUUUCGCAUGCGGAUCGGCACCGUCCUGGGGACUCACCCAGCCCACCACAGAGCUCUGACGCGCUGCUUGAGCUCUUCCUUCUCGGCCUGUCAUCAGAGGGGCCCCGUGAGGCUUCAACACUGCUCAUUGCCGACACUCCACACGAGGAGGGUUCAGGAGACAUCCAGGGCCUCGAGAUCCAGCCAAACAUGAUUCAAGCCCUGAUCCGGGUGUUGGGGCGCUCUGAUGGGUCUCACAUGUGAGUCAGUCGCCACAUGAGCACGGGCACACCUGAAUGUCGUCUCCUUGUCGGUCGUCUCCAUAAAAACAGUGUGCGUCACGGUUGGCGAAUCCUGGCGACGCUGGUGCAGAUCCGCAGCUGCUGGAAAUUCAUGUACCUCCAUGCAAACAGAGGUAAGGAAACAGCUUGCUUGAUCUCUCUCUUCGCUUUCCUGUCUGUCUGUCUGUCUGUCUGUCGGCGUGUCCAUCCAUCCAUCCAUCCAUCUGCAUGUGCCACCCGUGCAGAGUCGUCUUGUUCAUGUCUCCGUCGUGGGGUGCAGCUCCUCAGCUCCUCAGCUGACAAGGAUGUACAUGUCAAUGUGCUGCGGUGCCUGUCUGCCUGUGCGGCUCAUGCCUUGUUUAUCGCUGUGGCGCCUCAGCACGUUGUGUUGGAGGGACCUGAGAGGCAGCCCUCAUUCGUGGCAGUCGACGCUGAAAGACACUAUACAGGACACACGCAAUCGGCGCCGAGAGAUGAGCAUCAGUCGUCUGCGGUCAGGCAGACAAAUGCGAUGACCAAAAGACAUGACUUCCGUACGAUUGACUCCUGUGGCUUUCAGGUCGAUUUCUUCUCGCGUGAUGUGUUGUUGGAUAUCUUGCGCUCGGCUGGAGGGCUCCCGGACUGUUUGUCGAAGGUAUUGGCCUGCUGGACCUUUGGGAUCAUUAUAACUUCCGCGGGCUCUUCCACACCACCCAGAAAUGGUGUUGAGCAAGCACCGCUGCGAUCGACUUCUUGGCUGAGAGAUGAGGGCAGUCAUCUGACCACCCUUGUCAGUCUUGCCACCAGCUUGCUCAAGGAAACCACCGAUACUGCCGUCAAAGUCAGCCACAUCAAGAUGGAUGUGAGCCACUGCUUUCCUCCUUCCAUUCUUGUGCUUUCAUUUAUGCCAUCAGGUGGGAUCGUUCGUGUCGAGCCUGUGUCUGCGGUUCUUCCCGCUUGAGGCGGUGCUGCCCGAGAUGGUGCCGAGCCUGGCCAUCCCGGAGAUCCUGUCGUGUCUCAGCCUGCCCUAUCCAUCCCUGCACUUCUUCAUGCUGCUCCUGCUCAACAUGCUCGCACUCAUCAAAAUGCCCUUGUCAGCCAAGGUGGACGCCAAAGUCACCAAGACCCUCGACAGGUGGGUGUGUUAACACGUGACCGAAUGUCUCCGACCACGAUAAGACAUCGCCUGCUUUGAAUCGUGCAGGUUAUUCUCUCAUUUGUUUGCGAUCAUGCUGGAGCACUCGGACUCGCGAGACGCCGAAGAUGAGGAGCGACCGAAGGCUUUGGUCCUCCGGUGGCUCUGCCUGACCCGCUCGGCACCUCUGGGCGCCCACCUCCGGUCCCUCGCCAUCUGCGUCCUGGGAGCUAACUGUGCUCGUGCAUUCCCACACGAUAGCAAGGACGGCCCGGGCACUGAAGAGUCGUCAGGUCAGGCCCUCCCUCGCCCGCCGGCAAGGCUGUUGAACAUCCUGGCGCAGCUGCUGGUGGAACUGCAGAUUGCACAGCGCAUCGCUGCCAGCGGGCACUCAGGCAGAGAGUACAUUUGCAGGUUGAUGCAGAGCGCCGAGCAAAGUGGCGGUCUGCCGGGGAGGGGCAGUCAGCGGGACCACCAGGCCAACAUGGACGCAGUGGAGGCAUGGUGUGGGCUUUCGGCAAGGCCCGAGCUGCUGAUGGGCACAGCGUGCCAUCUCGCCUUCGCGGCUGCACACUUGGCUGUCGCCCACCCUGGCACUGCAACCCGGUGUCUGGCGCUGCGGUCCGCCGCAUUCACGGAGCUGAACCGGUCUCGCGUCAUCAGCACGGGGGCUCGAGUGCUCAAGCCAACAGGUAGGGUAUGAGGGAGGGACGGAGGGAGGGAUGAAAAGCAAAGCAGUGGGGUGGGGUGGGGUGUUUGCCUGCCUCCAUCCGCCCUGUGUCUGUCUCCCCACAGCCUCCACAGCAUAUGAGGUGGUAGCGCAGCAGGCCCUGCUCCGGUGCGCCCUCGUCACCCUGGAUGCAGCCAUGACAUCAGCAGCUGAAGAGACGGGCGUAUCGGUUGGAGGGGCGGGGGCGUCCUCUGAGGCGCUUUCCUACCUGGUGCAGCACAUCCAGGCCUGCUACGUCCCGUACAAGGCUAUUGAGUCAGCACAGGAGAGAGGCGUGCAGGGGUGGCAGCUGGAAGCACUCAAAGCGACACCCACACGGGCCGUGACGAAGCUGCUGCUGUGUCUCGCGUCUGACGAUAAGGCUAUGGCGUUGCUGAGGGAGGUGGGGGGCGCCGAUGCGCUGUUCCUGGUGGCGCGCCAUGCAGGCGACGCUGAGAUGCGUCGGCUGGCCACCGUGCAGCUGAUGAGGAUGGCAGAGUCGGUUGUGGCUGCAUCGGCAGGGGGGAAUGGGAAUGGGAAGGUGACAUCGACGAGUCUUGUGAAGCCUGGUCGGUCUCGGAGUGUGUUGUCACUCAGUCUGAGGGAUCAGUAGCCGUGCACAGUGGGUUCACACGCGUACGGUGCAUGGCGUGUUAACACAAAGUAGGUUUCUCAUCUUGUGUCUGUGUUCACUACACCCGAGUUGAUCAACACGUCUGUGUCGUCUGUGUCUCGUGUGUGAGUGGACAGCUGCGUGUGUGUCUGCGUCUGUCUGCGGCAGGAGAGGGGCGG
Messenger RNA from Vitrella brassicaformis, 20158 nucleotides. The record is from the annotation of a GenBank genome assembly. Lineage: Eukaryota; Vitrellaceae.